Molecule: messenger RNA, 2276 nt
Organism: Quercus robur (English oak)
Lineage: Eukaryota; Viridiplantae; Streptophyta; Magnoliopsida; Fagales; Fagaceae
Exons: 6
Coding region: 18-1256 (412 amino acids)
Molecular function (GO): protein binding
Source: RefSeq, a predicted model, not a curated record
UUUUCUGAAUCAAAGCAAUGGAGGUGAUAUGGAAGCCAGAUGUUGUUGAUGAAUUUGUGAUCGGUUUUUGUGGGCAUCGGUGGGUACCGUAUGAACUGGAAGAGUCAAAUACUACUCAUCAACUAGAAGAGUGGUUCGCCUGUAAGAUUCCAAACUCAUCUUCUUGUUCUUCUCCGGUAAUCAAGGUAUAUCCUUUUUCGCCCAUUCCGUUUUCGUCAGUGAAGUUGUUCGGGGUUCGCAACACUCAUGCGUACGGAGGGUCCCGUCUGUAUACUAUAGGCGGCAUAGAUCCCACCUUCGAUUCCAAAAUAGUCGAUCCCUUAGAUUACAAUAUUUAUAAACUCUGGACCCUAAAGCUUGAUACCGAUAGCGAUAGCGAUAGCGAUGGUGGUUGGAAGCCUCUUCCUCCCAUGAAUUUUCCUCAUAGACGCUCCUCUUGCUCCAUCGUCCUCGACGGUAAGUUAUAUGUGUUUGAUGGUUUAUCGUCUGAGUUUUCUGAAAAUUGUGGCUGGAUGGAGGCUUAUGACCCCAUCUCAGAUACAUGGGAGUCCUUGCCCAGUCCUCCUCUUCCUCUUCCUGUUCCUCCUUUUUCUGUUCGCAUGUAUGCCGCUCUUGAAUCUAAACAACAGAUUGUUGUAGCUUUACUUUGUGAUCCCAAAUUGAAGACAUUAUUUACUUACAACAUCAGCAAUCGAUGUUGGACAAAACUUGCGCAUCACUUCGAUGUACAACCUGAGUAUCCUUUAUCAUUUUAUAGAAGUCCUGUAGCUGUUGGUAACACUCUCUAUUGGGGUUCUGUUCACUUCAAUAGAGGCUAUGAUGAUAUCCGUAUACAUGCUCAUGCUUACGAUUUAGAUAGGGAUAAGUGGCUCGUCGGCUCUUUGAACAUUUUUCGCCGUGGCGUCAUGAGCCCAAUUCUUCUGGAGGAUGAACUUCUGGUAGAUAAAGCACAUACACCACCUUUGCUCCAUUUAGCUGAUCAGAAAUUCUGCAUUUUCCUCCACUCUACCAACCGCAAACACACUUUCCACCACAAUAAGGAAGGCAUUAAGCAUGAUUAUCUCAAUUGUCUCAUACUUGAAAUUUCUCUACCAAUAUGCGAUCAUGACAAGGACAAGGACAAGGACGAUAGUACGGACCUCGACCAUUCCUCGAUAUUGUGUAUUUCCAUUGUGUCCAUCCAUAAGUUUCCCUUCCAUGACGAACUAAGCUUCCACGAUAGCUUGUUGCUGGAUCAAACAAAAGUUGUCAAAUGAAGCAAGCGUAACCAUCAAAGACAAUUAUUGUAGUAGGUUGCUUCCUUGAAGGUUAUGCAUCAACAAACAGAUACCAAGACAAAGUUUGCUGAGUAGAAGCUUCUUGAGGAACUAUAAUAGUAAUGGCAAUGGAGAAUUAUAGCUGUUGCUUAAAUUUGAUCAGAAAUUCUGCAUUUUCCUCCACUCUGCCAAGCGCAAACGCACCUUCCACCACAAUAAGAAUAAGGAAGACAAUAAGCAUGAUUAUCAUAAUUGUCUCAUACUUGAAAUUUCUCCACCAAUAUUGGAUCAUGACAAGGACAAGGACAAUAGUACUGACCUCGACCAUUCCUCGAUAUUGUGUAUUUCCUUUUGUGUCCAUCCAUAAGUUUCCCUUCGGUGGCAAACUAAGCUUCUACAAGAGCUUGUUGCUGGAUCAAACAAAAGUUGUCAAAUGAAGCAAGCGUAACCAUCAAAGAUAAUUAUUGUAGUAGGUUGCUUCCUUGAAGGUUAUGCAUCAAGAAACAGCUAGAAUAAAGAAAGAGUUUGCUGCUUCUAAGAAGAAAGUUGGUUCAUUAAUGCAAGCUAUAUAUGUGGACUGGGGAAAAAGUUUUUAAGGUGUAGCGAGGGAUAUUUUUGGCUCAAUAGGUGGGAUGGGAUUCUGAAUGUUAAUUACUGUUACAGUUACUGAUAGACGUGAUUAGGAGAGGAAGGCAUACAACAAGAUGUUCCUAUAGCAGAUUGGCGUUCAAUUGGUAUCCUGGAUCCAUUCUUUUAUUGUUUGAUAUUAUUCAUCCAUUUUACUUUGAGCUGGCCCUUCCUUCUAAUGAACUUAAUCCUUUUACUUUUCAGGUUCUUCCAGGGAGCCAAUGAAAGUAACCAAACCCCUCACACCAAUACAAUUGUACAAAAUUGAGGAUUAAACCAAUUCAUAGAUUUUACUUGUCAGAAGUUUACAGGGUUGAUUUGAGAAUGCUUUUAUGGGUGGUUCUGUUUGCCUUACAAACUUUCCAUGGAAAUCUAUUUUUCAUUGAUUUUGGA